GGCGCGGGCGCAGUUCGCUCGAGAACCGCGCCACACGACCAGUCUCUAAACAACCUUAAGCUUUACAACACGUUAUUGCGUUUGUUAAACCGCGGUUUUUUGCACGAAAUCGAUUAAUGAUACAUUUUUAGUGAGUGUUAAGUGAUUUAAGUGUGUUGAUUGGUGGAUAUAGUUCGUUUGAAUUGUAUAAAAACCUUUUUGAUGGAAUGGUGAUUGAAAACAAACUGGAAGGGUGCCGAAGCUUCUUGAUCCCAGUGACUCCUAAUGUACGGUGAUCGGGUGAUGCGGGUAGGAUGCGCGAGGAGGAGCUGGAGGUGGCGCUCAAGGUGGUGAUUGUGGGCGACGGCGGCGUCGGCAAAUCCAGCAUGAUCCAGCGCUACUGCCGCGGCACCUUCACCAGGGACUACAAGAAAACCAUCGGCGUCGACUUUUUGGAGAGACAGAUUGAGAUAGAUGGCGAGGAAGUGCGGCUGAUGCUGUGGGACACGGCGGGGCAGGAGGAGUUCGAUGCCAUCACCAAGGCGUAUUACAGAGGCGCGCAUGCGUGUGUCCUUGCCUUUUCCACUACUGACAGGGACUCAUUCCUCGCUCUCCACUCGUGGAAGUUGAAGGUGGAGAAUGAAUGCGGGGAGAUACCGACAAUAAUAGUUCAAAAUAAAAUAGAUUUGAUGGACCAAUGCGUUGUUGGACCAGACGAAGCUGAGCUGGUGGCGCGAGCCCUCGGCUGUAGGCUGAUGCGGGCGUCGGUAAAGGAGGACGUGAACGUAAGCGCCGUGUUCAGGGCGCUGGCGACGCGGUGUCUCGCGGACAUGCGCCGGGAGGACUCGGGGGAGAACGGCAUGCUUCCCUGCGUCACUCCUGUUAUAGGUACUUUCACGAACCAUAACAGCAAUGGUACAAUAUUGCUUAGGCCGACAAAACACCGCUCGGCCGGCAAAAAGAAAAAUGUUCUGAAGAACGCCUGCAGGAUACUGUGAUCCACGAAUGUACUAUUACAUAUACGUUUAUAAAUAUAUUAACAAUAUAUCAUAUUGUUUAAAUACUGUAUAAUUUUAUGCUGAUACUGGACUAUUUUGAAGCAUAAAUCAUUAAACAAUGAACAAAA
Messenger RNA from Manduca sexta (tobacco hornworm), 1105 nucleotides. RefSeq names its product ras-related protein Rab-23 (gene Rab23). The coding region runs from base 294 to 977 and encodes 227 amino acids. NCBI's taxonomy places the organism in Eukaryota, Metazoa, Arthropoda, Insecta, Lepidoptera, Sphingidae. The transcript is spliced from 6 exons. Gene Ontology annotation, molecular function: GTPase activity; GTP binding. The record is from RefSeq and is a predicted model, not a curated record.